Messenger RNA from Lactuca sativa (garden lettuce), 1578 nucleotides. The record is from RefSeq and is a predicted model, not a curated record. Lineage: Eukaryota; Viridiplantae; Streptophyta; Magnoliopsida; Asterales; Asteraceae.
AUGGCGAAGAGAUCAAAACAGCAAAUUCCUCCAAGUCCGGAUCAUUCUGAAAAUGAUGGAGAAGAUGAGGUUCCUCCCGAAUCUCCACGAGGUAAUACUCCUCCUCAAUCACCUCCACAAACCGAAUCUCCACCUCAUAAAAUUCCAACCCCACCUCCAUCACCGAAACAGACACCUCCAAAGCCAACACCGAAAGUCCCAGUUUCGGUUAUUCCCACUUCCACAACAGAAACCUCUCUACCACAUCCACUAGUUUCUACUGUUUCCAUUUCUCUAACAACCUUAUCAGCUCCAAUUACCCAUACCACCACCACUACACUUCCAGAACAAACAGCAAGGGUCAACGUAUCUGAUACGGGGGCACCUACUGAAACCGAACCCCCAGUCAUCACUAAACCCAUCUCUCCAACCCACUCAACAGAGUCAGGUGCUACUCUGGGAGGCGACAAUGAUGAGUAUGACUCUACAUACUUUAGUCCCUAUAGACUUCAGUCUGAUGAAGACACUGAUACUCCUAUCAACCGCCAACAUUUACAGAGCAUUCAUGAGAAGCUGGAUAAGCUGCUUGCGGAUAAUAAAGCUUAUGGCGGGGUUGUUCUCAAAGCUUUUGUGGAAACAACUAUAGAUCAAUAUACACAAGCUAUGGAUAAAUCAACUGAUGCCAUCAAGGAAUCAACUUCAACUUGCAAGAAAGCAUCUGCUAAUGUUGCUGAAGUUAUUCGCACCACGCAGAUAUUUAUAGAUUCUUUGAAAGGGCAUGCUGAUACGAAUGCUGCCAAAAUUCGUGAAUCAGUUGGAUCUUUCUCACAGUCUUUGAAGGAAGAACAACAGAUUUUUGAUGAUGUUCGUUCCUCUAUCAAAGCUGACAACGCUUCUCUGAUCGGUUCAGUAUCUUCUCGACUGGACUCACUGCAUGUUGACAUUGCCAAAGAGAGUGCUUUGAAGGAAGAGAUAGCUCGUCAAGCCUCUACAAUUGCAGUUCAGCAAGUCCAACUUGCUCAAUCAGAGAAGGAAAUUUCCUUGUUGAAAACAGAGAGAGCUGUCUUCCGCAGUUGUGCAAACGAUGUCAAGGACAUGUUGACCAAUCUCCUUGGUGCUCAUGAUCCAAUUCUCACUCUCACCAUCCGCAAUCAUUUAACUACCAAACUGCUCCCUGCUCUUGCCAUGCUUCAUGAAAUGAAAGGUUCUGGUCCAACUGAAAAGCUGAAACAGAUUGUUAACGACAGUGAUAGUGAUGUUGAAACUAUCACUGAUGCCCUUAAAAGAAAGAAGAGAGAUAAAGAAUUAGAUGAAAAUUUAAAAAUCACAAAGGAGGCUGAGGAAAUAGAGAGGCGCAAUAAAGAAGAAGAAGAUAUCUUGCAGUGUAAGAAGGCUCUGUUUCCUGAAUGGACGAGAGAUGUGUUGAUCAGUCAAGCAAUUGAGUCACCGAGUGUCUAUUGGUUAGAACCGAUUGCCUCUUUUGACUACGACAAUUCAAAGGACUCACAAUUUGAUAUGCCAAUUACAAGGAAGUCAUUUACAUUUCAUUGUUUUGACUCAACUGUUGAGGUUCCUUUUCCAAAUCCAAAGCUUGACUGA